AUGCCCCCACCACAUCCCCCCGUGUUAUCCACUACACACGAGCACGGCCACGACCACGAACACGAUCUCUCAGAUGCGUCUGCUUCUAUUUUGAGAAUAAUCAAACCUCCACUGCCGGGCCGUCGACCAAGAACUGCGCAGUCUCCCAGCAAUGCCGAAGUUCUGGUACCGCCCCUCAUCGCUGGCGCUCUCGUUGCCGCUUUCGCCACUGCACUGGCUGAGGGCUUGAAUAACGAGCUUCUUACCCACUACUACCUCCCUGAACAAAAGUUCCGCAUCAAUAUCGAUAGGGUGUUAGAUCGAUUGUUAUCUGAGUUCACACUCAUGUUGUGGGAUGAACUCUGGGCCUUUUACUGCGAUUCAAAUCCCGACUCCACGGACCAGAUCCAGAAGCUCUUCGAUGGGCCUAUCUGCCAGCUUGUAUUGAUCCUCAAUGGCCCCGAAGCACCUCGAUGUCUGCUGGAUAAACUCGGUCCAGGUAUAUCGAGAAGACCUUCGACAUGGUCAGAGACUGCUCGGGGUAUUGAACUUCCUGUUGCACUUCAACUACUCUGCAGUUACUGGGAUAGGGAAUACCCUGCUCGUUCACCCAGAGGAACACCCACUGAGAUAGCAGCCUCUCUUCAUACAUACAUCACCACAGGAAACUCUGCAAAACAUCUCAUCUCAAGGAUCCGCGAGGUCUUGAUUUCCCCACACUAUGUCCAGAUGCAUCUUAUGGAGUCGGCUCUAUGGCAUAUCCUUAUGAGGCCUCCUUAUCGACCACCUGGAGAUGGAUUCCACGUCGUUCAAUUCAAAUUCGAAUGUCAACUAUUCGGUCCUCUCAGUGGUAUUGGAGAUCCUCAACUAACAAAGAUGGGUUCUUUACCAGCUAUCACUGGCACCGCUAAUGACUGUGUCUACACCACCAUCUCUGAGUACACAGCCAAGCAAUGGCCUAAGUGUGGCGAGCUCCUCCUAGGAUGUAUCGAAGACGCUGUCAAAGAUGCUUCGACAUCUAGCCGCGACGGCCAGCCAUUCACUGGAAUGUCUAUCUGGGACGGAACCGACAAUCCUUUCCUCUGUCCUGGCUUGCGCCUACUGCACCUUGAAGUUGAGGAUAGCUCCAUGCGUCUCACAGUUUCAGCUUGGACACACACCAUGAUAGAGAUACUGCAGCAGAUGGCGUGGACCUGUGCUGCCCUUAGUGCUUCACCAUUCCCUGGCUCUUUGUCUGAAGGUGCAAUCGAAGUGUCGGACUGGCAGUAUAUGGAGGAUUCGAUCUUUGUCGAAUGUGGUCUUUCACACCGACCUGUACCAGAAGGAGAUGGUGCGCCAUGGCUGAAGCAAUUAGCAGGGGCUGCGAUUGCGAAUGGAUUUCCAAUAAGUCAUAUUCGGGCGGAUUCCAAAAUGUCUUGA
Molecule: messenger RNA, 1398 nt
Organism: Fusarium sp. VM40
Lineage: Eukaryota; Fungi; Ascomycota; Sordariomycetes; Hypocreales; Nectriaceae
Source: the annotation of a GenBank genome assembly